UUCCUUUCCCCGCCCCGUCAGGAGGCGGAUGGGGCCUGGCUUCGCGGCCUAGCAGCUGCGCUGUCUCCCUUUCCUUUGCGCUACGUUGGACACGUGUUGUGUAUGCGCACACACGCUGUAAGGAGCGCAGAGACCGCUCCGGAUGUGAAGUUGCCUUGCUAGGAUGGUUGUUGUUGCCUUUACCAAGUGAUGCACCAUGCCAAUAGUGGACAAAUUAAAAGAAGCCCUAAAGCCUGGGCGAAAAGACUCUGCUGACGAUGUUGAACUGGGUAAAUUGUUGGCAGCUUCUGCCAAGAAGAUUUUGCUGCAAAAGAUUGAGUUUGAACCCGCCUCCAAAAACUUCUCCUACCAGCUGGAGACCCUCAAGAGCAAGUACGUUUUGUUGAACCCGAGGACAGAAAACUGCAGUCGGCACAAGAGCUCUGAAGAGGGACCCAUACGAAAACAAGGUAAUGAGCAUGUGUCGGGAAGUGAUGGGGUGCCAGCUCCCCAAAAGGUCCUCUUCCCUCUGGAGCGACUCUCUCUAAAAUGGGAGCGGGUGUACCGUGUUGGAGCUGGUCUCCACAACCUGGGCAACACCUGCUUCCUAAACUCAACUCUACAGUGUCUGACGUACACCCCACCUUUAGCAAAUUAUCUGCUUUCCAAGGAGCACAGUCGCAAUUGUCACCAGGGAGGCUUCUGCAUGAUGUGCAUAAUGCAGAAUCACAUGAUCCAGGCUUUUGCCAAUAGUGGUAAUGCCAUCAAACCUGUGUCCUUCAUCAGAGAUCUUAAAAAGAUUGCACGGCACUUCCGUUUCGGGAGUCAGGAGGAUGCUCAUGAGUUCUUGCGCUACACCAUUGAUGCCAUGCAAAAGGCCUGCCUCAACGGUUACACUAAUCACCCGCCUGCUUGUCUUUUCAGGUUGGAUCGCCAGACUCAGGCUACCACGUUAGUGCACCAGAUCUUUGGCGGCUACCUCCGAUCUCGUGUGAAGUGCUCCGUGUGCAAAAGUGUUUCAGAUACUUAUGACCCAUACCUGGAUGUGGCUUUGGAAAUCAGGCAAGCAGCCAAUAUUGUACGGGCGUUAGAAUUAUUUGUAAAAGCUGAUGUCUUGAGUGGGGAGAAUGCCUACAUGUGCGCCAAAUGCAAGAAGAAAGUUCCGGCCAGCAAGCGUUUUACUAUCCACCGAGCCUCUAAUGUCCUUACCAUCUCCCUCAAGCGCUUUGCCAACUUCAGUGGGGGCAAGAUUACCAAGGAUGUGGGUUACCCUGAAUUCCUGAAUAUUCGUCCUUACAUGUCGCAGAGCAGUGGGGACGCUGUCAUGUAUGGCCUCUAUGCUGUACUUGUGCAUUCAGGAUACAGCUGCCAUGCAGGGCAUUACUACUGCUAUGUCAAGGCUAGUAAUGGGCAGUGGUACCAGAUGAAUGAUUCUCUGGUACAUUCAAGCAACAUCAAAGUUGUUCUCAACCAGCAGGCCUAUGUACUCUUCUACCUUAGGAUCCCAAGCACUAAGAAGAAUCCUGAAGGACUUGUCUCCAAAAGCAAUUGCUCAAUGCCCAGCCGAACAAACAUCUCCUCUGAUCACUUGAAGAAAAGUGCAACUAAUGGUACCCUUGCAUCACCACUGAUAAACAAAAGACACAACGUGAUUCAGGUUAAGAAGGCUUCAGACCCUGAGGAAUCGGGUGUUCCUGUUUCCCGCAACACCUUUGUUUCCAACAACAAAACUCAGAAUGGGAUACUUCCUCCUCCACUUCCCAAGCUCAUACCUGCUGUUGGAUUCUCAUCUCCUAAAUUCUCCAGCAAGCCGGCUUUCUUGGACGACUUAAGCAAGAGAUCCAAGAAGCAGGCAUCCUCGUCUCGCAAGACUUCUCAGGAUUUUGGUCAGGCUGACAGUGCUAAACUGGAGUUAGCCAAGCAGAGCUUCUGGGGAGCUAAGAACUUGGUGGCGUCUUUGCAGCUGUCGGGCAGCUCUGGAGGAACCCCCGAAGCCAAAGCGCACGAGGAAGGUACAGAGCUACCAAGCAAGGACUCCUCCUUGACAUCUUCGUCGUCUUCUAGCAGCUCAUCUUCCUCCAGUCCAGCUCAUAAGCCAAUUAAGGGACUUUCUCAGGCCACAGUAGGAGCUGAUGGCUACUCUUCCUCUCAGGAAUCGGACUGUGUGUCUGGGAAAUACACUUCUGAGGACACCAAGUUUGCGAAGAUGAAAUCCCCGUUGUUGACUAAUUUAGCCAAUCUGGAGUUGGGAAGCACCAUGUCGCCCCCACCUGCAAAGAAACUGGCACUUUCUGCCAGGAAGGGCAGCAACACCCUGCGGAAAGUGAGCGGCAAUGAGCAUCAGGCACCGCCCCAUUUCCCCCCAGCUGCCACAUAUACCACCCAAUUCGUCUGCGCUGCUGCAUCCAUCCAAGCCAGGGUGGUCUCACCUGCUUCCAAAUCUUCAGCAGUUCCACAAACAGCCAACAGUCCCUUUGCCAACUCCAUGCCCUCAUCCAGCUUCAAAUCAUGCUGCCUCUCUGCUGCCACCCUUCUUCCAUCACCUGUUGUACCCACCUCGGCACCACACCUCUGUUAUCUAGACAACAGCAAAGAGCCAUCCGUUGUCAGCAGUAAGAAGAAAAAAAGGAAGCAUAGCUCCCCAGUGGAAGAGCAGGAUGGCCAUGGUAGCCGAAACAUGAAAGACUUCAAUGGUGAGAGGACUUGGCUCUCCAGUCCUCCUUGCAAGAGGAGGCAAUUUGAGGGAAAUGGCAGCAUUGUGAUCUCCCCUGCACAGGAAGCCAACUUGGGGAAGACUAAGAAGGGAGAGGAAGAGAAAAGGGCUGGAGGUGACAGGGCAAUAGCUACUGGUCAAAGUAGUUCCAUCCAGAAGAAGAGGAAAAAGAAGAAAAGGCUGCAGCAAAGGGAGGAAGACUGCUCAUCUUUAUUGUCCCCUGUGAACUGCUGCUCUCCUCCACCUGAAGUUAGCUCCUGUAGGACAAAAAAGAAGAAGAAAAAGAAGAAGCAAUUGCUUUCACCCAGUUCAGACAAGAGCACUUCUUCUGGAGAGAGUGAGCACCACAAAGAUAAGCAAAGAAAGAUACUGCAUUCUCAUGUGGCUGAAGUCUGUAGCCCCCAAGAAGAACUAAACGAGAAUGGACUUUCUGUGGCUAGAGUCAGCCCUCCAGCAUUGGCUUGGGGCAACCAGUUCAGACAUAGGGAUGAGUUCUCCCUCAAUGUCCUGAGCCCAAAGAAGGAAAUUAUGCAGCACGAAUGUGGACCAGUUGAUGUAGUUCAGGAGCUACUGAAGGAUUCUUUGGAUAAAGCUUAUGGAAAGCAAGUUUUAACAUGGAAUGGUGAAGCAUCUGCUAUCAGCCAGGAUGCCAUGCAUGAUGCUAGAUGGUCCCAGAAGCAGUCCAUCCUUGAUGACUGGGAUGAAGAAUUUGAUGGUGGAAAGGUGAAAAAAAUUAAGAAAUUCAAGCGUGAGCGGAGGAGAAACUACAAUGUCUUCCAAAAAUUGCAAAGCAGGCGUAACUUCUGGGCUGUAACACAUCCAGCCAAAGUAGCUAGCUUGAGCUAUCGGCUUUGAAAGAUGAGUCUUGGCUGAAGAAAUGAAGUGGUCAACCUCUACAACUGUGGAGCUUUAAGUGACCAGAAUCAAGUCACCAGUUGCUACUUCUGGGGAGAAGGGCCUCUUCUUGCCCCGAGUAGGGUGCUGCUAUUCAGAGUGCUAGGAGGUCGCAUCACUUCUCUACAGGUUACUCUGGAGAAAACAGGUUCUUGACCUUACUAUAUCAGGGGCACUGCAAGAUACUGUGCCAAUAAAAAGCGCUGUUCCAGGGUAACUUGAUGUGGAUUGAGAAGUGGGGGCAAGGCAGUCGGUCCUUGGAAAUGAAACUUUCUGCUGCUCCACACCCAGAAAUCUAGGCUUGGUGAGCUGUGAUGCCCUCAGCAGCCUUUCCUGUCAGGAGAACUUGAAGUAAACUGAGAACACCGCCUGGUUUCUAAGAUGAUUGCCUGAAAUGGCACUUAUCUUUCCCCACUUACAGCUGCCAUUAUGAGUGUAAUUUGUAUGAUUUUUCUUUACUUCUGCAUGACCCGUCCCUUGUUUCAGCCUUUCAGAUGAGCAUAAAUUCUCAACCAUCACAAACAUUUAUUUUUUCCCCUCAGGAAUUCUCCACCAACUAUUCUUGCUGCAGACGAUCUUUGGAACCGAGUUCUGUUCCGCAAGAAAAGUUGGUGGUCUGAUUGGCCUGCCUUUAUUAAAUGUGAUUUCAACUAGCUUCCAUCCUCAAGGAGCUUGGAAACAGUUUGUUUAUUUGAUGGAUUUUGGAUGUGUAAAGUGAAAACUGAACAUUUGAAGGUCCUUUCACAUUAAAAAACAACAACAUUGCAUAUCCUAAACUGGGAACUCUUGAAGUAGGGCAUCUGAAUGUUCAGGUACAUGUCUAAUGUUUGCUUUUUUCUCAAUAAGGGUUGAGAUAGCAUCCAUUCAUGGAUUGACACUGUCCGUGCUCUGAUUGGACUGAGUCUUGAUUACUAAUUAAUUAACCACUAUAUAACCUGCCUCCAUGAGUGGUACCACCCAGUUUUCUGACUCAGUCCACUCUGGGACAGUUGUGUUAUCCUUCGUAUCUUCUACCUGAUUUGAUCACUCUUCUCAUAAUUUUAGUUAUAUUGCCUCAUAACACUGAGAUUGCUGUGAAUAUUUCCCUGCUCCUACUGCCAGGCCUUCCGACCCUUGAGCCAAAGGGCUGCUGCCUGCAGGCCUCACGCCUCUCCCCUGCACACCUCAGAGCGCUCUCGACUCACCUGAGAUUUUAAAAAAUGGAGCAGCGGAGAAAGGCAAACAGCGCGGACUACCAGCCUUUUGCUUCUUUGUGUCCUUGAUAGCCGCGCAGGCUGGGGGAGAGCCCAGAACGCCUUACAGCAGCUGGGCGGCCAGGGAUACACACAAGACCGCCUUCGCAUUUAAAGCGGUAGCGCGAUGAAGGCAGGCGCCGCGGAGAUCGUGGGGAGGCUUGGCAAGCCGCGAAUUGCAGGGACGAGCGUGCAGGCCUUUCAAGAGCCUAGCGCCGCGCCGGAGGGUCUGGUCUCAACCAAGAAAAGGUGCGAACGCCAUUUUGGAAGAGGGUGGAGCCUGGUACGAAUGGACAGCUGCGGGGGCCAUUUUGAGCAAUAUUGCUUUACCCUGGUGACAUGGCCGACAGCAGCAUGCCUGAGUCAUCCUCCAGCGCUGGCAGGGAGGUAGUGGAGACAGAGCCUGGACUACUGACUGGCAGGGACUCCUCUUCUCCCCAUUGGGCCAGCCUCAUCACAGGCUACCACCACCCCCCGGUCAAGUUUGCUUGAGCCGAUGCUGCCUUGGGAAGGAGAGUGCUGCAGACUGUUUGGUCAGUUGUGCCAGUCUCGGAACAGUCUAUUGCCCACCUUUGAGAAUUGUACGGCUUGGGUAUGUCCCAUGCAUGGAUGCUAUCUCCACCCUUAUUGAGAAAGAGCGUUGGUAUCUUACCUGAUAUGGCUCUUCUAAUAAGGUGGAGAUAGCAUCCUAUCCCGACCCUUCUUUUGACUGUUCUUUGUCUUCCCGAGACUGUUUUUCUCAUUUCAGAUGUUUGUAUUGUCCCUUUGAUGUUGGGUUUUUUUCUUGGAAUCACUAAACUUGAAUUUUGUUGGGAUAACACGAGGAGUCUUUUUUCCCCUCUUCGCUGGAAAACUGGGUGGUACCACUCAUGGAGGCGGGUUAUAUAGUGGUUAAUUAAUUAGUAAUCAGACUCAGUCCAAUCAGAGCACGGACAGUGUCAACCCAUGCAUGGAUGCUAUCUCCACCUUAUUAGAAGAGACAUGUCAGGUAAGAUACCAAUGCCCCUUUUCCUCUUUCUGCCCUUGUGCAAAUUUGUUUCUGAUGGGCAUUGUUGCACAAUUGGAGUCUCCUAGAAGAUCUGAUUCAUGCAACAGAUGAACAGGUGUUAGAAAGAGGCUGACUGAAUCAUUGCUGCUUUAGCACUAAGGCAUAAUCUGUUUCUUGCCCAUUUUAAAAGGAACACUAGUUGCCUGCAAGAAUUUUUUUAAUGGGAUAUUUCACCAAUAGGAAAAGGGAUUCCUUUGUACCUGUUAUCUACCAAUACAAUUGCUUCUGUCUCUAAGGCUGACAUAUUUCAUCUGUCAUAUGCCAAUACUGCACGGUCACUUCUGAGGGGCAGUCCACGUGCACUCCAUCCAUUCUGCAUCUCUCUGUUGCACAUCCAUUAGCCUUUUUGUCAUUGGCAUCCGUUUUCUCGGGUGUGAACCUUGAAAACUCUUAAUUCUUUCCACUGCAUAACACACGAAAACUUAUCAAUUUUGGCCCUUGUACCUAUUUGGGGCUCACAAUUAAGACUGUUUUCCUCUGAUGAAAGGGACUCUGGGCCUCUUAUUUCUCUGAGGGGAACAGGGUCUUCUGUAUUACAGUCUUCUGCCAAUAUGUAGAUACCCUGAACAUGGGCACACUUUGCACCUCAUACUGGGGUUUAAUGUUAACAGCCCUCAUUGUAGCAACGGUUCAUGGUGCAAUAAAGGAUUGUUUUGUGUA
Messenger RNA from Thamnophis sirtalis, 6526 nucleotides. Lineage: Eukaryota; Metazoa; Chordata; Lepidosauria; Squamata; Natricidae. The record is from RefSeq and is a predicted model, not a curated record.